CAUUAUCUUAAACCCUCUGUUGGUUUAUCCGUUUCCGCACUCAGCAUUUUGGAGAGAUGGAUGCGCGCAGGAGUCCCGCUUGCAGCCUCCUCCUCCCUGUGAGCGAGCUCGGAGCAGGUUUCAGCAUCCCAGCAGUCAGGAGCGACGCUUACAACCAGUGAUGGGAUGCUUCACACUUUUUUCUUAGUUUAUCUCCGACUCUUGAAUUUGGCGCGAGGCGCAGAGGUUUUCCACUGAGAACUUGGAACAGAAAUUAUUUUUUGCGUUUUGUUUGUGUAAGCGGGAAUUGUCAGAAUCAAGCAAGGCUGUACUUAUUUGAAGUGACUCAAGUGAGCCUCAGUAGAUGUAUGUGUAACGCGAUGCUGGUUAUCAUGAUCGAUUCUGCUCUAAAAGGAUGCACCGUGCGCGGGCACGUUUACGCAAGGGAUUAAAGGAUAUAUUGAAGACACACCUUGAUUUUUCUGUCAUGAGACACUGGAUGCGAGAGCUGCAUCUUGAAUCGAGACUGUGCUUUGGAUGUGAGCGCUUCAUCACCAUGCAGCUACACCCCAUCACAUCCUGAACUUCUUGGACGUUUGCGCGCCGUGAUCGCCGUUUUGUGCAAGAGCUGGAAGAAUGGCACUAAGUGAAAACUGCAAAACCCAACCCGCUAAAGAGCAGGGCACGGUUCAAAGUCCUCCAUCGGACGUUAUUGAGCUAAACGUGGGUGGGCAGGUGUAUUACACACGCCACGCCACUUUGACGAGCUUUCCAAAUUCCUUAUUUGGGAAACUGUUUUCUAACAAGAAGGGGUCUACAAAUGAUUUGUCCCGGGACCUCAGAGGGCGAUAUUUCAUUGACAGAGAUGGGUUUUUGUUCCGAUACGUUUUGGAUUACCUAAGAGAUAAGCAGGUCGUCCUCCCUGACCACUUUCCAGAGAGGGGCCGCUUGAAAAGAGAGGCAGAAUACUUCCAGUUGCCAGAAUUGGCCAAACUUUUGUCAGCCGAAGACUCAAAGCUCAUCCCAGAUGACUUGUACCACAGUGAUUUGGAAGAUGUGUCACAAGACAGUGACCUGAGGUUUUACGCCUCUCACUCCUUUGAUAGGAGGUAUGGCUACAUCACCGUCGCUUUCAGGGGUCCUUGUGCCGCAGGGGGCAGAGAAAGUCACACUGACGCCAAGCCCAAAAAGUUACCAAGAAUCUUCAUCAGCAGCAGGAUUGGUUUAGCCAAAGAGGUGUUUGGAGACGCCCUGAGCGAGAACAGGGACACGGACAGACCGCCGGACCGAUACAGCUGCAGGUUCUACCUUAAGUUCAAACACCUUGAGAGGGCUUUCGACAUGCUGUCAGAGUGCGGCUUCCACAUCGUGGCCUGCAAUACGUCCCUGACCGCGUCCUCCAUGGGUCAUUAUGCGGAUGACAGGGUCUGGUCCAAUUACGCACAGUACGUCUUCUACCGUGGACCCUCCCGGUGGUCAUCCUCACACUGUGACUGCUGCUGCAAGAGCCACAAAAGUGAGCGCGAGGGCGAGAGUGGCACCUCCCUCAAUGACCUCUCCACCUCCUGCUCAGAGAGCCAGUCAGAAGCCAGUUCCCCCCAAGGAACCGUGAUCUGCGGCCCCGUGCGCAGACGGUCCAACAUCCAGACGCUGGACCGCCCAGGGCCUAAAGGGCAGGUCCACAUGCUGCAGCAGGCAGAGAUGCGCCGCAAGACAGACAUGCUCCGCGUGAGAACCUUCGGCGUAAGAGACAGAGAGGCUGCAAAGAGGAAAACAAACAAGGAGAAGAUGACUCCAGAGCAGGAGCUGGAGAAAUGCAUCCAGGACUUCCGGCGCAUUAGGAUUCCUGAUCGCUUUCCGGAGAGGAAGUACAUGUGGCAGUCGGAUCUGCUAAGAAAGUACCGCCUCUAAAUAUCAGCAUGAAGAAGAGAAAAGAAAAGAGUAAUAAAGGAAUAUGGUAUUGUAGUAUUAAAGAGCAUCAAACUGGACUGACAAUGCACCGCACCCUCCAAGACACAUACUGUAACAGAAAAAAAGAAAAAGACUGUCCUGUCAGGAUGAAUAGUGAACAACGCUCACUACAAGGCAGUGUGGGUUAUUGAUUUGUAACAUUUGCACAGUGUCGUGUAUUAUAUGCACAUGUAUAAAUCAGACUGAGGCUUAUGUCAAGCUGACCUCUUUCUUUAGAAAGCUGGGAGACAGGAACACAACAGGUUAAACAAUUGCUGUCAACAAAGAAACCUCAGGGGAAAUGUUAUUUCAGUUCACCUACCUAUCACAUACUGUACGUGCAGUCGCCCACGAUCGUUGUUUUUAAAAUGGAUGUACACAAACGCUGCUGUGAAUUAGAAAUGGAAUAUCACUAUACUUCACUGUUAACACAUGACUACGCUUUGGUAACUGCAUGUCAUUUCACCCUUAGCAUAAUUGAGCAAUAUAAAACAAAGUUUCCAAUCACAAGUUGUCUGAUGGGUAUAAAUGUUGUCAUGAGUAAAACUAAUCUAUUGAGGGAAGCACUGCCUGGAUCGGUUUGCCAUUGUAGACGUUUUUGUCAAAUGUUGUCAGUAUGUGUUGGUUAGAUGAUUCUGUGUAGGUACUAUAUAAUGACAAUGGAUCUUGAUCUAAUCCUUGAUUGUAAAUGUACAAAAAAAGGCAAAU
Molecule: messenger RNA, 2637 nt
Organism: Cololabis saira (Pacific saury)
Lineage: Eukaryota; Metazoa; Chordata; Actinopteri; Beloniformes; Belonidae
Product: BTB/POZ domain-containing protein KCTD16-like
Exons: 2
Coding region: 616-1890 (424 amino acids)
Biological process (GO): regulation of G protein-coupled receptor signaling pathway; protein homooligomerization
Cellular component (GO): presynaptic membrane; postsynaptic membrane
Molecular function (GO): protein binding
Source: RefSeq, a predicted model, not a curated record